AUCAGAGGCGGACCACAGAAAGUGCUUCAGUAGUCGUCGGCAGAAAAUAUUUGCAAGGUACAGACCCACGUACUGCCCAUGGCCUUGAACUUCAAACGAGCAGACAGGAAGAUCAACAAACAACAAGUCAAAAUUCAGAUCGGACACAUGCUAACGUUGUAAACAUUCCAAAGACAG
This is a messenger RNA of Candidula unifasciata, 177 nucleotides long. Lineage: Eukaryota; Metazoa; Mollusca; Gastropoda; Stylommatophora; Geomitridae. The record is from the annotation of a GenBank genome assembly.